AUGUGGAAUGCGCUGCCGAGCCUCAGUCCGCGGCCCGACCCGUCGCACCUCAGGCGCCUCAAGCCCCUCACAUCCGAGCAGUACGAAGAACGGAGGAACAAAUUCAUACGUGCGAUUGACGAAAAUGCCAUCUGCACCCUGGCCUCAGCCCACAACAAGAACCUCCCGUGUCGUAUUGCCGAGUCGAGGACAGCCAACGGGAGCUUCAACAUUUGCUUCUUCCUCCACUUCCACACCGUUGACAAGACAUGGGUUGUCAGAGUUCCUCUAGAGCCUGUCCUUCAUAACGCCUGGGACAAGGUCCAGAGCGAGGUGUGUACAAUGCGACAAAUAUCCCCGUUCCCCGGGUCCAUGCGUACGGCCGCUACCGACUUCUCUGCAACGAGUCGACGAAACAUCAUGAUAAUGGAUUGUGUUGAGGGCGGGUCACUUACCGAUAAAAAGAUCCUCGAAAGCCCGCAGGAACGACGUCUUCAGUUCUAUACGGAACUAGUCGAUAUACUGGCCCAGUUGCGGACUUUGGAAUUUCCUGUUGGGGGGUCGCUGAUGCCGCAUUGGAGUGCCUGGUCGAAGCCUGCUGUCUCGGAGGUAUUGUCCAUCCCUCUUAAUCAGUUCCAGACGGAUGGGUACCCGACCUCGGUAAAAAGCACAAAGUCAGCGGUCGAGUUCAUCAAUGAACAGUACCGCAUCCUUUGGGAAACAUAUCUAUUGCCUGCCUCAGAUAUGUCACGGAAAGGCUUGGAAAAGGAGCUAUUUGCGCUUGAUGCCAUCAAGAAAUGGCUGCCCAAAUUGGAUGAUAACAAUACCCGCCGCCAGUUUGUUCUAGCACACACGGAUCUACGGUAUUCCAACAUCAUGGUGGAUGAUUUGCUCCAUAUUCAAGGUAUAAUUGACUGGGAGUGGGCCUGUACAGUUCCAACGCAAAUGUUCAUACCGCCAGCAUGGAUCAUUACUUCAGACGUCAUGUUUUCGGAGUUUCGUUGCGCUUUAACUUCGAGACGCGACUCCUCUGCAGGUCGCUCUUUGCUCAUGCACCAAUGGACGCAGGACAACGAGAUCAAUCUCCAUAUAACCAAUAUCCUACGACAAUCAAGCCAACUUACUAGCAUCUUUUAUCGCCAUAUCUACCCUAAACUGUUCACAGAAUCGCGAGACGUCAUAUUGAGCGAAUAUUCAACGACCAGGAGCGGAAGAUGGAAGUGGAAAGGCGGUUGCGUACUUCAGAGUGUUACACCCAAUACCUCAAGGAUAACAAUCUCUACGUAG
Messenger RNA from Clonostachys rhizophaga, 1266 nucleotides. The record is from the annotation of a GenBank genome assembly. Lineage: Eukaryota; Fungi; Ascomycota; Sordariomycetes; Hypocreales; Bionectriaceae.